Molecule: messenger RNA, 1834 nt
Organism: Hermetia illucens (black soldier fly)
Lineage: Eukaryota; Metazoa; Arthropoda; Insecta; Diptera; Stratiomyidae
Gene: BHD
Product: folliculin
Exons: 7
Coding region: 391-1761 (456 amino acids)
Biological process (GO): positive regulation of transforming growth factor beta receptor signaling pathway; negative regulation of transcription by RNA polymerase II; positive regulation of TORC1 signaling
Cellular component (GO): cytosol
Molecular function (GO): GTPase activator activity
Source: RefSeq, a predicted model, not a curated record
UGUCAACAAAGAGCCGCUCACUGACGGCGUGUGUUUUAUAUCGUGAUUUCGGCGAAAACUUUCAGUUUAUUCAGCAGUUUUGAAGUUAGAUCUCUUUUUGCCUAUCCGCGUGGGUGUAAUAAACCGUGUUUCUUUUUGUUUUGAUAUUUUGAUCUUGAAUCUGUUCCUGCUUAAGGAAAAAGGUGAAUGCUUAAGUUUUAUUUCUGCUCCUUCACCCAAUCAAACCUUUCAUGCUGAUAACAUAGACAACAGUCUAGCCAACCGUGUCACGGAGUCAUCGUAGGUGGUAUCUGGUGUCAUACAUCGUUAGCCUGCCGGGACAACGUGGGACAAAUCAAAAACACACACAGUUUAUUCAGUAGUUGACCCACACACUUGAACUGCCUUCAAAUGAACGCAGUGAUUGCUUUGUGCCACUUUUGUGAAGCUCACGGCCCUUGUGCAAUUUUCUGUACGCAAACACUUCGUGAUACGAAAGUUGAGGAACUUAGUCCCGAUGCCCAGGCACUCAACAAAAACUGCGCCGCAUGCAAUUCCAUUGGGACGACCAGUGGAUACAGUAGCAAAGAUGCGGAGAGUAAUGCAACCUUCCUGAGCACACAGAUUCCCGUGUUCCAGGAGGUGGUUACGCUUGUUAAACAUGCUUCGGUGAGAAGCCUGAGCUGCGAGGUGAACAGCAAUAAGGACGGAGGCUUCGUAUUCUUCGGCGAUACUAACCGUGGACAUGUAUUGAGUCACACAUUUAAUAUCAGCGAUCGAACGGCCCGCGGCUUCAACAGACUCUUUUCUAUUAUAAUUCUGAUGAAAGACAAAUUCUUUCUGCUCAACAUUCAACCGUUUCUGGCUGAGAAUCUACGUAGAAUUUCCCAAGAGCUUCAAUCAUACGCCCGCAAAGUCUACACCACCGAAGAAUCCAUCAACGGCUCAGAACGAGAUCAUCGCCUGAGUGGUGGUCAACCUGUUUCGCAGGUCCCGCGAUCGCUUCAGGAUCUGACAGGCGAAAAACAUAUCUUUGGCAUUCUGCAUUCACACUUCUCAUGGGUUCUCCUGGCCGGAUCACGGUUCUUAACUGAGCACGUAACCUUCGGUAAUCUUCCGUGGCUGGUACCAAACAUAGACAUCGAGCGAAGUUACGUUAGUUUAAACCGUGAGGAGCUGCUAUUGCAAAAGAGCAUUAUGAAUGAUGAUGACGACGACGACAUGCUAAGCUACCAUUCGUUGAGGAAUUUGAAGGAAAUUCUCAAAUCUGAUUUCAUUUCGGCCUGCUAUUGUGCGAUAUGUGGAGUGCAGAUAGUUCUACGCGGACCGACUGCAAAAACUUAUCAUUUGAUGAUGUGUCUUCGCCUACUCCUACCCGAACAAAUGCACAAAGUAACUAAAAUGAAUUGCUCCCAGUACUUGUCGCCAUCCGAAUUUCGGAUCAUCACUGUGCCACCGGAAGUAGCAGUCCCUCAACCUAACAACUCAAUAUUCCGAAUAGACUUUGUUGGGAACAACAAUUCGGUGUCUGUUAAAUGGUUAGGAGAAUUGCCGUGCAAAUGGCCAGAUUUAAUGACAAAAGUCAUCCGAGCUGUGGAUGAACCGCUGUUCAAUGAUACCGUCCUCGAGAAACAGCUCAAGGUUCUCGUUCAAGAAUGGAAGAAUAAAAUUACUUGCAUCAAUCAAGUCCAGUCGUCAAGUGAUCAGGCCAAAUUGAAAAGAAUUUUAGGCAUACAACCACAUGACACCAAAGUUGUUGAAUAUUGGUCGAAAUAUUUAUGAUUUAUUGUUAUUUUUUUGCUUAUUUAUUGUACAGUCAUUUCUUCUGCGAAUAUAUGCUAUUUAAAACAUCGGU